AGCGCCGCGCCGCUCAGUCGCAGCAUUUCACUCAAGCCUUCCGACUGUGGAGCGCUCUCGGACUCGUACUCACCGGUAUCUUACCUACCUUUUAUGACAAUAUUUUAUUCAUGUUUAUUUUUAAUUAUCUGGAUAUUUGAAAAUAUAUCAGGUUGUACCCAUCUGAGGUUUCAUCGUCUUGCUCAGGAGCUAUGAUUCUCAGGGGAAGCCCAUACUGGCUGGCGGUUUUACUGCUUUGGGUUUCCACACUUGCUCAAGAUGAAGAGGUCGAAGACCAGACCUUGUUCGAUCUGCUGGAAGCCAGUCACAUCACACGCAAGACUCCUGGGAUUAAGCUCUUCCGGGGCCUGGAUGCGGACACCCCAGCCUACCGCUUCAUCAGUGUGGAGCACCUGCCCUCUGUGCGUGCUGCAGCCCUCCAGCGUCUCCUACGUCAAGUCCAGAACAACGAGGGCUUUGUGCUGACAGCCACGCUACGGCAGGAUCGGGGAUCACGGGGCACCCUGCUCGCCAUCGAGGGUCCAGGUGGCCGCCGGCAGCUGGAGAUCGUGUCCAAUGGACGCACCAACACGCUGGACCUGGUGUACUGGGCCGACGGCUCACAGAACGUAGUCUCCUUCGAAGACGUGGACUUGGCCGACUCUCAGUGGAAGAACGUCACGCUGCAUGUGUAUGGUGAGGCGGCCACACUCUACGUGGGCUGUGUCCUGGUCGAUGGCUUCAUCUUGGACAUGCCCUUCUACGAACACCUCCGUGCAGAGGGCAGCAAGAUGUUUGUGGCAAAGGGCUCUGUGCGGGAAAGCCACUUCCGGGGUUUGCUUCAGAGCAUACACUUCAUCUUCGACACGCCAGUGGAAGAAAUCCUGGCCAGCAAAGGCUGUGAGAUUCCCAAGCCAGAUGAAGCCAACGUAGUGAGUGAGAGCCUUGAGCUGGACGAGGCGGAUCCCGGAAUCGCCGGCAAUGCCAUCGCCCCCAAGGAGGACGCGACCACCCCAGCUGGCAUGCCGGCAGGCUCCGAGCUCAUGUGCGAGCGCUCCUGCGAGGAGCUGCACAGCCUCUUCCAGGAGCUGCAGGGACUGCGAGUCGUGGUGGGAAACCUCAUCGACGGCCUGCAGAAGGUGACAGAGGAGAACAAUCUCAUGAGGAAGACCCUGGCAAAGAUGAAGACUUCCAGUGAGCAGAUCUGCUGGCAGGAUGGCCGACAGUUCGAGGACAAGGAGGAGUGGGUGGUGGACAGCUGCACCAAGUGUACCUGCCAGGAUGGGAAAGUGGUCUGCCGUCAAAUCAUGUGUCCUGCGGUGGCCUGCGCCAAUCCCACCUUUUCCGAUGGGGAGUGCUGUCCCACGUGCCUGCCCAAUGACGGUGAUGACGGCUGGUCACCCUGGUCGGAAUGGACUGAGUGUUCGGUCACCUGCGGCUCAGGGACACAGCAGCGUGGCCGUUCCUGUGAUGACAGCAGCAAUGCCUGUGCUGGCCCUUCUAUCCAGACACGCCGAUGCAGCCUCAGCCGCUGUGAGAGCCGUGUCCGACAGGAUGGUGGGUGGAGUUUGUGGUCACCAUGGUCCUCCUGCUCAGUGACAUGUGGCGAGGGCCAGGUUACCCGCAUCCGGCACUGCAAUGCCCCCAUGCCUCAGAGGGGGGGCAAAGACUGCCAAGGCACUGGCCGGGAAACGCAGAGCUGCCAGGCGGACCCAUGUCCCAUCGACGGUGGGUGGGGUCCCUGGUCUCCAUGGGCAACCUGCUCGGCAACCUGUGGGGGGGGUCUGAAGAGCCGUAGCCGAGAAUGCAACAGCCCACCCGCCCAGCAUGGGGGCCGAGGUUGCAUGGGUGAACCCAGUGACAAUGAGGUCUGCAACAGGCAAGAGUGUCCCAUAGAUGGCUGUCUCUCAAACCCCUGCUUUGCUGGUGUGGAAUGCCAUACUGAUACCGAAGGAUUCUGGGAGUGUGGUCCUUGCCCUCUGGGUUUCCGUGGCAAUGGUACCUUCUGUGAGGAUGUGAAUGAGUGUGACAUGGUGUCAGACCUGUGCUACAAGGUGGUCGGAGCUGAGCGCUGCAUCAAUACAGAACCCGGGUUCCAUUGCCUGCCGUGCCCCCCCAGGUACAAGGGCACUCAGCCAUAUGGCUUGGGGGUGGAGGCCGCCAAGAACAGCAAGCAGGUGUGUGAACCGCACAACCCCUGCAAGGAUGACACCCACAGCUGCCACAAGUCUGCCAGCUGCAUCUUCCUCAGUCAUUUCAGUGACCCCAUGUACAAGUGCGAGUGUCGGAUCGGCUAUGCCGGUGAUGGCUUCAUCUGUGGGGAGGACUUUGACCUGGAUGGCUGGCCCAACCAGAACCUGGCAUGUGGGGCUAAUGCCACCUACCACUGCAAGAAGGACAACUGCCCACAUCUGCCCAACUCUGGCCAGGAGGACUUUGACAAUGACGGACAGGGUGAUGCCUGCGAUAGUGACGAUGAUAACGACGACAUUGUGGAUGAGAGGGACAACUGCCCACUGCACUACAACCCACACCAGUUUGAUUAUGACAAGGAUGACGUUGGUGACCAGUGUGACAACUGUCCGUAUGAACACAACCCUGCGCAGACGGACACGGACAACAACGGGGAGGGUGAUGCUUGUUCCAUCGACAUUGAUGGAGACGAGAUUCUGAAUGAGCAGGACAACUGUCCAUACUUCUAUAACACUGACCAGAAGGAUACUGACUUGGAUGGUGUGGGUGAUCAGUGCGAUAACUGCCCACUGGUUCACAAUCCAGGACAGGCAGACAAGGAUAAUGACCUUGUGGGAGACCAAUGUGAUAACAACCAGGAUAUUGAUGAGGACGGCUACCAGAACAACAUGGACAACUGUCCCUACAUCUCCAAUGCUAACCAAGCUGACCAUGACAAGGAUGGCAGGGGAGAUGCCUGUGACCAUGAUGAUGACAAUGAUGGGAUCCCUGAUGACCGAGACAACUGCAGACUCGUGCCAAAUCCAGACCAGCUGGACUCGGACGGAGAUGGCAGAGGAGAUGCCUGCAAGGAUGACUUUGACAACGACAGCAUCCCUGACAUCCUCGACGCCUGCCCAGAGAACAAUGCCAUCAGUGUCACGGACUUUCGCAAGUUCCAAAUGGUUCACCUUGACCCUAAGGGGACGACACAGAUUGACCCCAACUGGGUGGUGAGAAACCAGGGCAAGGAGCUGGUUCAGACAGCUAAUUCUGAUCCUGGCAUUGCUGUGGGCUUCGACAUCUUCAAUGCAGUGGACUUCAGCGGCACUUUCUACGUGAACACGGAUCGGGAUGAUGACUAUGCCGGCUUCGUUUUUGGCUACCAGUCAAGCCGGCGCUUCUACGUAGUCAUGUGGAAGCAAAUCACACAGACCUACUGGGAGGAGAAGCCCUCUAAGGCCUUUGGCAUUUCCGGCGUCUCACUCAAAGUGGUAAACUCCACUACGGGCACUGGCGAGAGCCUCCGGAACGCGCUGUGGCACACAGGCAAUACCAAGCAGCAGGUCCGCACCCUCUGGCAUGACCCCAAUAACAUCGGCUGGAAGGAUUACACCGCCUAUCGCUGGCAUCUCAUACACAGACCCAAGACCGGUUUCAUUAGGGUGGUGGUUUACGAAGGAAAGCAGAUCAUGACCGAUUCUGGUCCCAUCUAUGACAGAACCUUUGCUGGGGGAAGACUGGGCCUCUUUGUCUUCUCCCAGGAGUUGGUCUUCUUCUCAGACCUGAAAUAUGAGUGCAGAGACAUCUAGGUCCUGUCAGCUGGAAGUGGGGUUUUCCAGCCGCAAUCACCAUGCUUACAAAGUCACACAAAGGACUGAAAAUGACCCGGGGCCCAGUGCUGCAGCUCUGUUCUCGGUCUGCAUCAUAAAGAUGCAGCGAUGCACAGACCACGUUAUCAUGUUGUAAUACAUACUCAUUGUCCACCGCCACCUCAACCUAUGACGUUUUUAUAAUCCUCAGCACCUACUCCUGUUCCACCUAAGAAAGCAGAAGCUGAUGUUUCCAGUAAUAAUCCAGGCAGGACAGAAGCCUUCAGCUCAGAAUUUCAUAAGCCUGCAGUAACUAUACUCUAAAUUCCAUUAUACAUAAUUUUUCUACAAAUAUAUGCCUGGAAGAAUUAUACAUUUUUUUUUUACUAAACUUAUUACCAUUUUGAUGCUAUAAAACCACCUUUCUGCAAUUUUUUUUUUCCAGAUUUAAUUGCACGGUUGUCUACAAGUUGCCAUUUUUAUUUUUAACAACUGCCAACUGCCACAUUGCACCCAUAAACGACACGGUGAAAUUCACUUAGUAACUGAGGAUUUCCUCAUUAAUGCAGAAUCACAACAUUCCGUUUUGAUUGCACAAGUAGCUUUUGAAGGUAAUCAUUUUCUGUUACUUUGAAUGAGUACUUUAAAAACAUGUUAUGUUCUGUUUUUAGUAAAUUUCUGAUUUUUAAUUUUAGGAUUGACUAAAAAACAAAGUUUGCUAGCUUUUUAUAUUUUAAUUGCUUUAGAGGGAUAAGAUUGUAUUAUAAUUUCUUCUGUAAAUUAUUCACGUUUCGCCUCAGAUGUUGUUUUAAAAUUAGACACCAGUUGUAUAUAAUUAUUUAUUUGUUUACACUGACAAAAUUUUAAAUGAAAUGCUAAAUGUCAUUAUCCAAAUUUGCCCAAGCAUAACAAUAAGUGGUGCGGCAUGCAGUGUCCUGGUUUUACAUUUGCUGAAAUGGCUUCUAACAAGUAUAUUAUCUGAAGAUAUGUCCUCCUCUUUAUGGCGCCUUUACCCUAAAUCAAUGAAUUAUGGAUUUGUUGAGGUUUCACUGUCAUUUUUUUAAAGUCAUAUUUAGAAAAAAUAAAAAAAGACACUCGCUUGGAUCAGAUUAUGACGUGAUGAAAUCUGAUCUCCCCAGGCUUACUGACGCAGUUUUGAGCUUCCAAACACCCCCUGCUGGGGGCUUUAUAGCAUGUUGAAGCUGAGGGGUUCGGUUCCCUACCGGCCGGAUCGCGGAGCUCAUGUUUAUGCAGACCCCGCUGGGCUCUACAAAACCUGCAUUCUCCCUAAGGUUUAAUAACCACGACAGUCUGCUUUCUCUUUCUGUCAGAUUUCAGCGGAAACCAACGACCGUAUGUAACAGGAAUGAAAUUACACUGUUUCUCAAAUAAACCUUUUUUUCCUAGA
Brienomyrus brachyistius is the source of this 5151-nucleotide messenger RNA. RefSeq names its product thrombospondin 2b (gene thbs2b). Gene Ontology annotation, biological process: cell adhesion; negative regulation of angiogenesis. Gene Ontology annotation, cellular component: extracellular region. The record is from RefSeq and is a predicted model, not a curated record. Gene Ontology annotation, molecular function: protein binding; calcium ion binding. NCBI's taxonomy places the organism in Eukaryota, Metazoa, Chordata, Actinopteri, Osteoglossiformes, Mormyridae. The transcript has 22 exons. Bases 192 to 3743 code for a protein of 1183 amino acids.